GUGGUGCUGACAUAAAAGGUAAAGUCGCACAGAACUCGAGUCACUCGACCUUUUUUUUUCUCAAAAACCGAUCGUCUCCGUUGAUGGCUCAAAUGAAUGCUCACUCUCCGUAGAUAUUGAAACCUCUAAUGCAUGUUACAUUCCCAGAGAAGCAGCCAAAGAAAUCGUCCUGUUAAACAUUCUCAGAGCUAAUAUGGUCAAGGGCAAGGCUCGGCCUUACCUCUUAAUUCUCCCCUAUGUUGGUGUCAUCUUUGCUUUCGCUACUUCAUUUGUACUCAAAUAAAGAUACUAGAACAGGUGGAGCUACUUCAUCCACUACUGGGCUUCCACAUGAUGAGGAGGUGGCUAAGUUGUUUCAAGCCUUACUGCGAAUGGCUUCCCUUGAGCUUGAGGGCACAAACGGGUUUAAUAGGAGGCUGAAAUUUUUGAAGAUGUUCAUUAGUCUGUCACCUCCGGAGUAUGCAGGAAAUCUUGAUUAUUCUUUGGAAGGGCUGGAGUGGUUACGAAGGGUAAAGCAAUGUUUUGAUGUUCUUGAUGUACCUGGAGACCUAAGAGUUGGGUUUGCAGUCUAUACUCUUACUGGAGCGGCUAGCUACUGGUGGGAUUUUGUUAAAAGGACCUGUGAUGUGGAAUCGAUGAAUUGGGAUGACUUUGAGCAGAUAUUUUUGAAUAGGUACUUUCCUGAGACUAUAAGGCUAGCUAAAGUAGAAGAAUUCCUCAAUUUGACACAGGGGGAAAUGACAGUUUCUCAGUAUGAUUCUAAGUUCAUUGAAUUAUCAUGGCAUGCACCUAAUCUUCUGACUUCGGAUAAAGAUAGGGCAGGGAAGUUUUUACGCGGGUUGAGGCCUUCCAUCGGUAUGUCUAUACCUAGUUUUAUGUAUAAUACUUAUCAUGAGGCGGUGGCAGCAGCACUGAAAGUAGAACAAAUUGAAAUUAUCGAGUAUCAGUGUGUGCAAGAGUCAUUUGAGGGAGCUUCUGGUAGAGGGGGAAAAAGGCAAAGAUAUACUUGCCACAACUGUGGUGAGCCUGGUCAUAUUCGGCCUCAUUGCCCAUAUAAUCCGUCAUCUUCCUCACUGUAGCAUUGAAGCAAAACAUAUGCCGUCGUUUUUGGAGAGCUUUACUUGUCAAAAUCUCAUUAUGAUGAUGAAAAGAAAGAAUCAAUGGUAUGAUGUGCUUGUGCUAGCCAGUGAUAUUAGUUUUGUUGCUGUUUUGAUAUGCGAGGGAGGUAUGUUAAUUUUUGAUUUUAUAACUCUUGGGCAACUGUCAUGGUUUUUAUUUCUGUGGCUUCCUUAGAUAUAUGAAAUGGGGGGAACUAAAAGUGUGACUUAUGCCUUAUUAUGGGGAAAUUUCCCUUAUUAUUAUGCCUCUCUUUUCUUUUCUUUUCUUUUGUUUCCUUACCGGCAUAUACGGUCAAUUUACUGAACUGCAAGAACCAAAGGAAUUAAUACAAAAGAAUGCACUUGAAUCCAACUUCAACUACAAGUCAUGGUGGGAAGUGUCCUUUCAGUUUCGCAUAAGUCAAUUGGAGACGGAUGAACACCAGUGUCUUCAUAUUUUUUAUUUUUUAAGAACUACCAAAGUUAGAUCCAUAUGAUUGAUUACAUUCACGUUCACGUAGAACAUUCCUCUAUAGUAGAUGUUGUUUCUUAUAAUGUGGAAACCUAGUUUGGUCCUCUCCUACGAUACCCAACUGUUCCAGUUUGGAUCAAA
Messenger RNA from Rosa chinensis, 1710 nucleotides. RefSeq lists its product as uncharacterized. Gene Ontology annotation, molecular function: zinc ion binding; nucleic acid binding. The record is from RefSeq and is a predicted model, not a curated record. Lineage: Eukaryota; Viridiplantae; Streptophyta; Magnoliopsida; Rosales; Rosaceae. The transcript has 3 exons. The coding region runs from base 237 to 1079 and encodes 280 amino acids.